UUUCAACUGCGCUAUCAUUUUGAUGAAGGCAUUACAUUGACAUCAGCAUGUCUGAAAAAAUGCUGAUAUUUUGCCUUCUGUGGGCAAGUGUGGAUGUGUGUGAGUGUGAUCUGGCCAUGUUUGGGGAGGUUUCUUCUCCACAGUACCCUAACCCAUAUCCAGUGGAUUUCAUGCAACAUUGGAAGCUGGAGGUGCCGGAUGGGUAUCAGAUCCAGCUAACUAUCAAUCACCUGGACAUUAAGCCUUCUCCAAACUGUUGCAACAAUUUUCUCAUGGUUGUGUUUAAUAAUAAGGUUCUGUGGAAGUUUUGUGGACAGAAUUUCACAGACAGGUUUCAUCCCGGUGAAAAGCCCAUCUUGGCUCCCGGUUCUCAUCUGCAGCUCUUUUUUCUGAGUGAUGAUUCAAACCUUAAAUCACACACAGGAUUUACUGCAUCCUACAAGGCUGUUGCUGUGGAUUGUGGCAUUCCAGAACUUUCAGAAUUAAUGGAGCUCUCAGAAAAAGAUCCUCCGACAACUUAUCUAAAACAAAUCAGUCUCAAGUGCAAAUCUGAAUUUUAUCAAUUAGAUAAAAAAGGUAAUUUUACCUGCAAUGCAGAAGGUAACUGGGUGUCUGAGAAUGGCGAAAAGUUAACAAAAAUUUUUCCUAAAUGUGAACCAGUAUGUGGAAUAAAUAUGGAGGACUUGUCUGCUGGAAGAGUCUUUGGUGGGAAGCCAGCAAGAUCAGGAGAGAUUCCCUGGCAGCUCCUCCAUAAGUCCAGCCCUAGAGGUAGUGCAACUCUGAUCAGUGAUUACUGGGCUCUGACAGCAGCUAGCCUGGUGGAUGGAAAUGAAAACCGCAACAUGAGUUGGCUUGGAGGAAUAGUUAAUGCUCAGGAUACAAAUGCAGUUUUUAUGGAAACAGAAAAGAUCAUAAUUCACCCAAAUUAUAAGAAGGUUGAUAAAGAUGGGCGUCAGUCAGACUUUAAUAAUGAUAUUGCUCUGAUAAAAAUGUCUGCUAUGGUACCUCUUGGUCCAAACAUCAGGCCGGUGUGUUUGCCAAAGAAAACAGAUGAAGCUGUUAAAGAGGGCAUGAUGGGAACAGUUUCAGGUUUUGGAGUUUAUGGAAGGACUGUAAGUAAAUUAUUACGUUAUGGUCAUGUUCAUGUAUACAGUCUCAAGAGUUGUGUUUCAGGUGAUUUGCCAGUCAGUGAUAACAUGUUCUGUGCUGGAGAUGAUGUUCAUGGUAUUGACAGUUGUAGUGGAGACAGUGGAGGUCCUCUGUUUUUCCCAAUGCUGGGCGAUGGAACUGAAGAGCAUCGCUAUGUGGUGAAAGGCAUUGUGUCUUGGGGUCCUAUAUGUGCUAAAACAAUCACUAAAGGUUAUUACACUAAAGUGCAAAACUACCUGGACUGGAUUGAAGAAACGAUGGCAAAAAAUUCAUAAUGUGAGAUAUUAUUAAUGUCUAGUUAUAUAUAUGAUCACUUAAAAUUAUGGCCAUUAUGAAAAAAAGUCAAUUGUUAUAAUUUGUCUUCUAAUGAAUGUAAAUGUCCCUGUAUUUUAAGGCAAAAAAAAGUUAAACAGGACCCUUCACAUGUAUACAUUGUGUAAAAGUUCAUUAAAAUAAACUAGCUAAAAGUUUUAUUAAA
Danio rerio (zebrafish) is the source of this 1627-nucleotide messenger RNA. It is a transcript of the gene c1s.2, whose product is annotated as complement component 1, s subcomponent .2. Gene Ontology annotation, biological process: proteolysis. Gene Ontology annotation, molecular function: serine-type endopeptidase activity. NCBI's taxonomy places the organism in Eukaryota, Metazoa, Chordata, Actinopteri, Cypriniformes, Danionidae. Gene Ontology annotation, cellular component: cell surface; extracellular region. The record is from RefSeq and is marked validated.